AUGGUCGAAAUUCACGCAUCCACAGCAAAACCACCCAUGCUCGGGUCGGCGACGGUCUCACAUCUGAAGGAAGGCGGAGAGAGUAACUUCCGAGCGGAGAUUGAUGGUUUUAGGGCUGAAAUUACCGAUCAAGGGCUCGAGAGAAAAUGGGAGCAGCUAUUAAACCAGCUCAAAGACAAGAAGAUGAUGAAGAAUGAGGAUAUCAAAUCUGCAAAGCAAGAGGUCAAUCAAAUAGAAUCCGAAGGAGGCGCCAAUGGCGAGAGGGCUAUUAAAUGGAACCUAAGAGAGAGAAACCACAUUCGAUUGUCGGAAGGUGAGCAGACAACAUCGACUAAGACGAGCGAUAAAAGGAAGAGAGAGGGUCAAGAAAAGAAUGAACUAAAGGGGCCAGAAUUCUCUCUAGAGCUUGAAACGGAUGAAAUUGCAGAAGACAUUUUUUCCCAGGAAAACCGCCUUCUAGGCAGAUGA
Molecule: messenger RNA, 468 nt
Organism: Striga asiatica
Lineage: Eukaryota; Viridiplantae; Streptophyta; Magnoliopsida; Lamiales; Orobanchaceae
Source: the annotation of a GenBank genome assembly